GUUUGAGGGAAUUGGUUUUAUUAGGUCUCACCUCAGCAAGUUUCAGCAUGAAUGAAGUCUCGUAAAAUCAGCAAGAUGGAUGUACAGAGAUACAAUUCAGACCAAACCUUUGGCCAUAUAUCUAACUACCCGGUGCUGAAUUCAAGUCCGUUUUUGCUGGGAGGGGAUGGUUUACGUCGUCAGUCAAUAAAAUGCCAACUAGGCUACUUGAGUGAUUGGCGCAAAGGUCCUAGAGUUAGCAGCGUUCGUAAUUUGUUUAGGAAAAAAAUUUCUGACAUCUUCUUUCUAAGUACCAAUUAUGUGUUGGGAGAGCUAGCAUCUGAUUUUGUGGGUGUCCUGGAAAACCAGCUAUUUAUGGAGGCUACUUCAGAGGAGGAGUAUGUGAAUGAGGAGACACUGUCUCAUCGGCUGCAAAUUUUACUCCAGCAUAAACUAUAUGAUGCAAACUCCAAUGAACAAGUAGGUUUGCCUUUGUGUUCGCCAAUGCCAACUUCAGGGCUGCCUCACAGUUGUUGCAAUUCAGGUGCUGCAGAAACACCGUCUAACUGCUUAAGUGGUACUAGUAAAUAUGACUCCAUUGGUCAUAAUGCUUUCAUAGCUAACAAUGCUGAUCACGUUAACCUCAUACAAGGGUCACCUUUUAAUGGUUAUAAGCAGGGAUAUGCCAAUAGAUUCAUUGCUUCCAAUGAAUUGGAUAUGUCUUUUUCGUCAGGCCUAAUGCAGGUUGCUUCUGAGAUUUUUCUUCCUCUUGAGGAUGCCUCAGCAUCAAUCACUGCAUAUUCCAAUGCCAAUGAGUUCUCUGUUAUUGGAGGUUUUGAUGAUGGGACAUUCGCUCCUCAAGGGAAUCUGCAUUACAGUUCUGAUAUAUUGUUUGAUUGUCAUGUUCAACAGCAACAUCUUGACCAUGGUCGUUUGGGGAAUGCUCAAUCCAUGGUUUUUCCAUCUACAGUGGGAGAAUUUUCAGCGGUUUCCUCUUCUAACUUGCUGAUCCCCCAACAUAUUCCAAUAGAAGUUCCUGAAGUUUCUAAUAUUCUUCCUGGCAGAAUCUUCAGCCAAGAGAUCUCAACUCUUGAGGAUAUAGUGCAAUCUUGUUCCCUGAUAAUGAAGUCUCAGCAUAACCAAAACCGACCCCAUCCUUCAUAUUUGCAGCCUCGGGGUCCUCCAGAACAGUCACAUGCUGCUCAACAGUGUGCUUCAGAUGGUCCUAGUUCAGGAAACAUUGAAGAUAUUCUUCCUUCGUCGAAAAGGACUUUCAUAUCUGCAGCACCAAUCUGA
Prunus mume (Japanese apricot) is the source of this 1275-nucleotide messenger RNA. The record is from RefSeq and is a predicted model, not a curated record. NCBI's taxonomy places the organism in Eukaryota, Viridiplantae, Streptophyta, Magnoliopsida, Rosales, Rosaceae.